GAACGGAAGCCGGGAGGGAACCAGGGCGGAAGGGGAUCAGGGCCAGGGUUGUGUUCUGAGCCUUGGCGGGGUUGGGGUUCCGAUGUGGUCCCCAGAGCGGGAGGCCGAGGCCCCGGCCGGGGGAGACCCGGUGGGCCUGCUGCCCCCCGAGUGGGAGGAGGAUGAGGAGCGCAUGUCCUUCCUGUUCUCCGCCUUCAAAAGGAGUCGCGAGGUGAACAGCACCGACUGGGACAGCAAGAUGGGCUUCUGGGCGCCGUUGGUGCUGAGCCACAGCCGCCGCCAGGGGGUGGUGCGUCUGCGUCUGCGGGACUUGCAGGAGGCCUUUCAGCGCAAGGGCAGCGUCCCGCUGGGGCUGGCCACCGUGCUGCAGGACCUGCUCCGUCGAGGGGAGCUGCAGCGGGAGUCAGACUUCAUGGCCAGUGUAGACAGCAGCUGGAUCUCCUGGGGGGUCGGAGUCUUCCUGCUGAAGCCCCUCAAGUGGACUCUUUCCAACGUGCUAGGCGACAAUAAGGUUCCUGCCGAGGAGGUGCUCGUGGUUGUGGAGCUGCUUAAGGAGAAGGCUGAGGAGGUGUAUCGUCUGUAUCAGAACUCCCCUCUCUCCUCCCACCCUGUGGUGGCCCUGUCGGAGCUGAGCACCCUCUGCGCGGGCUCCUGUCCGGACGAGAGGACCUUCUACCUGGUGUUGCUGCAGCUGCAGAAAGAGAAGAGAGUCACGGUCCUCGAGCAGAAUGGGGAGAAGAUUGUGAAGUUUGCCCGGGGCCCACAUGCCAAGGUCUCUCCUGUCAACGACGUAGAUGUCGGGGUUUACCAGCUGAUGCAGAGUGAACAGCUGCUCUCGCGCAAGGUGGAGUCCUUAUCCCAGGAAGCAGAGAGGUGUAAAGAAGAAGCCCGCCGGGCGUGCCGAGCGGGAAAGAAGCAGCUGGCACUGAGGUCUCUCAAAGCCAAGCAGCGGACAGAGAAGCGCAUCGAGGCCCUGCAUGCCAAGCUGGACACUGUUCAAGGCAUCCUGGACCGGAUCUACGCCUCGCAGACAGAUCAGAUGGUUUUCAACGCCUAUCAGGCCGGGGUAGGAGCCCUGAAACUCUCCAUGAAGGAUGUCACAGUGGAGAAGGCAGAGAGCCUUGUGGAUCAGAUCCAAGAGCUGUGUGACACCCAGGACGAAGUCUCUCAGACUCUGGCUGGUGGGGUAACCAAUGGCUUAGACUUUGACAGUGAGGAACUGGAGAAGGAGUUGGACAUCCUCCUUCAGGACACCACCAAAGAGCCUUCGGAUCUGCCUGACAACCCCCAGGAGACGUUCUAUACCAACAGUGUGCCUGUCCCUAGGAUCUCGGACACUGAACUUGAAGCUGAACUUGAGAAACUGUCCUUAUCAGAGGGAGGUUUGGUCCCAAGCAGUAAAUCUCCAAAAAGACAGUUGGAACCAACUCUCUAAAGCCAUUGUAGGACCCUCAAGUGAAGGACCCUCGUGUCAAAGAGAGACCAGGCUUUUGUGUGUAUACAUAGUUAUUUAAAUGAGAAACUCUCAGAAUGAAUGUGCUGGAAGGAGGAGGAAGGACAACCGCUCUGAUGUACCUGGAUGCUGCCGCUCACUGCGGGACAGCUGGAACUUCUGGAAGCCUGCUCCCGAUGCCAGCUCCCAGCGGGGGUCACGGACCUGCCUUCUCAUCUUUAUAGUGCCACCGUUUAUACGGUUCUGUGUGUGCCCCGCCAUCUCUCACAGCCCGCAGUUCCUGCCACGGGCUCAGUUAGGUUUGUCUUCACCCACCAGCUUUGUUCCGGCCAAUGAAGGGGAAAGAUUCACAGCUUUGCCAAAUCAAGAUCUGCCCUGGGCCCCCACCCCCACUGUGUUUAGAGGAAUUUAUCCCGUCCGUAGACCCGUCACACAACUUGUCCCGGUCCUCCUCUGUUUCCCUGGGUGAUGAGAAGAAGGAGAAACAGCUGCCACUUUACGGAGAAACAUACAGUGUAAAAGGUUUUCCUCUGGGGUCAGUCAUCAGAUUCUCCAGGUGAUCAGAAAGCCACCCCUGAGUGGCUCAGAGUCGUGACAGUUGGAGAAGGACUUAUGGGCUUGGUGGACACAGCCGCCUCUUCCAUCUUGUGCAAAAGAAUAUCUGCUGCCUGGAGAAAGGUCAUUCCUGGUCUUUUGAACUUGAGGGAAAGAAACCCAGGUGACAACAGGGCCCCAGGUGUCCAAACCCAUCUGCUUUCAAGGCAUCACCUUUGCCCUGCCCCCAUGACGAGUAACUUAUAACAAAUCAGAACCAGCCACACAACAACACGCCUCCCAUUCUUGAGCCCAGCAGACAACAGCAGGUUCUUUGUUUGAAUUUCAAAAGCAUUUUACUCCAUCGCCCACCUCUCAGGGCAGGGGAUCUGAGCCAGGACGUGCAAUAGGAGCGGGAGACGGCAGCCUUCUGCCCCGUGUGCUGUGUGCUCCCUGGGCCUGCUCUACACCUGCCCCACCCCCAGAGUCCCAUUUCCUCCUCCCUGUGACCACCUGAGGAGGGUGGCCCAGGGGGAUGGGCAGGAGGGGUCUGAAUGCUCUGGCGGUGGGGAGAAGGGAUACCAGGCGCACUGCUGCUCUGCUGCUGCGGUCCCUGACCCCUGCCUGGCCCUUUGCCGGGGUGUCCCUCCUGCAAGGGGUGGCGUGGAGCAGAGGGGAGGGCUUUGCUCCCGGCCAGGAGCAUGAAUCACUUCAACAGAUUUCUCUCCCGCUCGACCUGGGGGAAACUGAAACAUUGGGGGUGAAGAGAAACAGUCACUAUUUUUCUUUUUUUAUCUGGUAAAUAAUUAAAAGCAAAACCCCGA
This is a messenger RNA of Camelus dromedarius (Arabian camel), 2811 nucleotides long. RefSeq names its product charged multivesicular body protein 7 (gene CHMP7). The transcript has 10 exons. The record is from RefSeq and is a predicted model, not a curated record. Gene Ontology annotation, cellular component: multivesicular body; ESCRT III complex. Bases 83 to 1435 code for a protein of 450 amino acids. Lineage: Eukaryota; Metazoa; Chordata; Mammalia; Artiodactyla; Camelidae. Gene Ontology annotation, biological process: vesicle budding from membrane; late endosome to vacuole transport via multivesicular body sorting pathway.